AUGGGUAUACGCGACAUACUCAAGAAAAAAGACAACCUCGACAAUGGCGAGCCGAGCAGCCAGGACGCCAUGGACAGGCUAGCAGCCCCCGAGUUCAAGUUCAUCCGGUCAGACACACACUCGCAAGAGGUCAUCCACCCGCCAACCGUCUCUGUGGAAAACGACCAGUACCUGAAUCCCAAAGACGGCGGCGGCGGCCAGAAGCCGCGACGCAGCCUCGACGUCUUCUUCGGCAACCGCUCCCGCAGCCCUUCCGUGUCCUCCCAGGCGAGCUCGAACGGCAACCCGAAAGGGUCAAGGCGGCUGUCGGAACGGCUGCACCUCAGCCGCUCGCCCGCCUCCUCCGACAACGUCCCGCAGAACCUGCCCGACAUCGUAACCACGGCCGAGGGCGACGAGGCGGCCUGGGAGAAGCGCGCGACGAUCCUGGCGUCGUCGAACAAGAGCAGACCGGCGACGCCGUCGCAUGAUAACGGGCAGGGGGUCGGCGGGGCGAAGGACAGCUCGAAUGGCGCUGCCGUGUCGUCGCCGGCCAUUGAUGAGGAUAUCCAGGAGGCCAUCAGGCUGCAUGAGGCAGGGGAUUACGAGAACUCGACGGCCAUGUUCGCCCGCUUGGCUGAUCCGAAAGGAGCGAACAACACCCUCAGUCAGUUCCUGUACGGGCUUGCUUUGAGGCACGGCUGGGGAUGCGAGCCUAAUCCAGAGGGGGCGAUCAAGUAUCUGUCGGCGGCAGCAUCGAACGCGGCAGCCGUUGAGCAAAUGGCGUUGAAGGCUGGGCUCAAGAAGGGUGGCGCUGCCAAGGGAGAGCUCGUUCUGGCCAUCUUCGAAUUGGCGAAUUCGUUCAGACACGGUUGGGGCACGAAAACGGACCCAAUCGCGGCCAAGCAGGUUGGUUUCCCCGUCCGAAUAGGGGCUCGAGGCGGGAGGAAGAAAACCUGCAGAGUCGCCAUCAUGACCGAAGAGGCGAGGGCUGACAUCCAAUUGCAGUACUACGAAACCGCAGCGAACCUUGGAGAUACUGGUGAAUAUGCCCUCAUGACGCGCCGCUGGGCGUCAAACGCCAUGAACGAAGUCGCCUGGUGCUAUUUGGAGGGCUUCGGCUGCAAAAAGGACAAGUUCGCAGCAGCCCGUUACUACCGGUUGGCCGAGAAGAACGGCAACAAAACACUAGGCAAUUCAUGGUAA
Colletotrichum gloeosporioides is the source of this 1185-nucleotide messenger RNA. RefSeq lists its product as uncharacterized. The record is from RefSeq and is a predicted model, not a curated record. Gene Ontology annotation, molecular function: protein binding. Bases 1 to 1185 code for a protein of 394 amino acids. The transcript is spliced from 4 exons. Lineage: Eukaryota; Fungi; Ascomycota; Sordariomycetes; Glomerellales; Glomerellaceae.